AUUAAUUUAUUCUUGUAGCAUUUGGAUAGCGCCACUUAUUUUCAAAGUAAGAUUCUCUACCAUGACUUAUGAUUGGUGAACGAAGCUGUUCACUCAUGUCUCGACGGACAUCUGUAUAUGUGCUUCAGCUACAGCAAAAGUGAAUUUUUUUUAGGAUGAUUCCAGAACCGGUUGUCUCAUGAAUUCCUUCGUGGUUUUUCCAUAAGCAAUGGCUUCAAGUGAUAAUGGGAAUCAGAAAGAGCAAAUUGAGGAAUCCAAUGUCACUAAAACAAAGGGACAAAUUCCCCUUCACAUUUCAUCAUCACAAAGGGUGCUUCUGAACGGUGAAAACUCUCAAAGAAGGUCCCAUAGCAGCUUUAUGUCUCCUCCGAAUAGAAUAAAGUUUCUCAAAUUUGGCUCUGCAUCUGCCAAAUUCAAGCGCUUAGUAGAAGAGAGAGAUGAGGUUUCUCAGUUGGUGGCUUCUUCAAGCGGUCAUGGUUUACGAGAACGUCUGACAGGGGUUUUUGCAAAAAAAAUUGAUCAGGUUUCUCUGAUGAAAAUGUUUAAGGAAUGGAUUAGGGACCCAAUGAACAUGGCCCUUUUUGUAUGGAUCAUGUGUGUUGCUAUCUCGGGCGCCAUUCUUUUCCUUGUCAUGACUGGAAUGUUGAAUGCAGUGCUUCCUAAGGAGUCCAAGAGAAAUGCCUGGUUUGAAGUCAACAAUCAAAUUCUCAAUGCGCUGUUUACUCUUAUGUGUCUUUACCAACACCCUAAGCGAAUUUACCAUCUUGUACUUCUUUGUAGAUGGAGAGCAGAAGACAUUUCCCGACUCAGAAAGAUAUACUGUAAGAAUGGGACCUAUAAGCCCCAUGAGUGGGCACACAUUUUGGUGGUUGUUGUGCUACUCCAUAUCAACUGUUUUGCUCAGUAUGCCCUUUGUAGUCUGAACUUGGGAUACAGGAGAUCUGAGCGACCUGCUAUUGGAGUUGGGAUAUGUGUAUCAAUUGCAAUAGCAGCUCCGGCAAUGGCUGGUGUUUACUCCAUUGUUAGCCCUCUAGGGAGGGAUUAUAAUUCUGAAAUGGAUGAGGAAGCACUGAGACCAAUUGACACUGGUGAAAGUAAGAGGCCAGAGCAGUUGAGAAGGAUAUCAUUGGAGAAGAGAUAUUCAUUUGCAUCCGGAGAUGAAGAGAGAAUUGUUGAGUGCAGGCCACUCUGGAGUGGAGGGAUACUUGACUUUUGGGAUGAUAUUUCUCUAGCAUGUCUUUCACUUUUUUGUAGCUUUUGUGUCUUUGGGUGGAACAUGGAGAGACUUGGGUUUGGGAACAUGUAUGUACAUAUUGCAACUUUUCUCCUGUUUUGUAUGGCUCCUUUUUGGAUUUUCAACUUGGCUGCUGUGAAUAUUGAUAAUGAGACUCUCAGAGAGGCUCUUGGUGUCACCGGAAUUGUUCUUUGUGGUUUUGGUUUACUGUAUGGUGGCUUCUGGAGGAUUCAAAUGAGAAAGAGAUUCAAUUUGCCAGGUUAUAACUUCUGUUUUGGUCAACCAGAAGUUAGUGAUUGCACACUGUGGCUAUUCUGUUGUUGGUGUUCUCUUGCUCAGGAAGCACGCACUGGGAAUUCUUAUGAUAUUGUAGAAGAUAAGUUCUUAAGAAAGCAAAUGGACCAUGGUAACCAGUUGCCAAUAUCACCUUUACCUUGUGAAGAUGGGAUCAUCCAAUUUAGUUCUGGCCCCAGUUCUUCACCUGGGUUCAAUUCUAGCCCAACCAUGAGAUUUACAGCUAAUUCUUCAAGUCCCAGAAUGGUUUCAAAGGAACGUUAUAGUCCAGAGCAGCAGCUUUCUACGAUGAAAGAAGAGUUGUCUGUAGAAGGUAAAGAUGAAACUAUGAUUCCACCCGCUCUGUCAUUGAUACAGAGAGAAGAAACAUAAUUGAGGGAAAUUUUCAAACGUCAUUGUCUUUGUCUAAUGAGUUGUGGUCAUGUACACAAAUGCUUUUGAGAGCAUUGAAAUGCAUUAUAAUUUCACAUUUCUCAUACUUUCUCAUUUCUUUUUCUUGUUGGAUGAAUAUAUGUAAAUUCCCGUUCAGGAGUACUACACUGAUUUUCUAGAGAUAUCUCUUUCUUAGCAGCAUUAGUUUUCAAAUGAUAUGGCAAAUUUUGUUUAUAAUUGAAAUUGCUACUUGAUGUCUAUCC
Molecule: messenger RNA, 2163 nt
Organism: Durio zibethinus
Lineage: Eukaryota; Viridiplantae; Streptophyta; Magnoliopsida; Malvales; Malvaceae
Biological process (GO): sesquiterpene biosynthetic process
Molecular function (GO): cyclase activity
Source: RefSeq, a predicted model, not a curated record